Molecule: messenger RNA, 1197 nt
Organism: Aricia agestis (brown argus)
Lineage: Eukaryota; Metazoa; Arthropoda; Insecta; Lepidoptera; Lycaenidae
Gene: CHMP2B
Product: charged multivesicular body protein 2b
Exons: 6
Coding region: 110-739 (209 amino acids)
Biological process (GO): endosome transport via multivesicular body sorting pathway; late endosome to vacuole transport; protein transport
Cellular component (GO): ESCRT III complex; multivesicular body
Source: RefSeq, a predicted model, not a curated record
CGUUUGUACAAAUUUUUUUGAUAAAUUUUGCAAUUGUUGUUUAAAUUGAUUUAAAUUACUUACGUACGUAUGUAAUUAAACUAGACUUCGCAGUUAUCAACCAAAGAAAAUGAACUUUUUCAAAAAGGCUCCAACAGUGAAAGAACAGCAAAGGCAAAAUGAUCGUGAGCUACGUAAAGCAGGCAGAGAUUUGGAGCGGGACAAAGCAGCACUUGAAAGAGAAGAAAAGAAAUUGGAAAUGGAAAUAAAGAAGAUGGCAAAAGAAGGCAACAAUGAAGGUUGUAAAAUACUUGCAAAACAACUGGUGCAGAUGAGAAAACAAAAGACAAGGAUCUAUGCAGCUAACAGCAAGAUUGCGAGUGUACAAGUACACAACAAGACAAUGGGAGCGAACAUAGCUAUAGCUGGCGCAAUGGGAACCACGGCUAAGACUAUGGGCACCAUGAACAAAGUCAUGAACCCGCACCAAAUUGCCAAAGACAUGGAGGCAUUCAAGCAGGCUAAUGCCAAGAUGGAUAUGACGGAUGAAAUGAUUUCAGACACGCUGGACGACAUCAUGACGGAGUCCGGUGAUGAGGAGGAGACCGAGGGAAUUGUGAGCCAGGUGCUGGAUGAGAUCGGCAUUGAGAUUAGUGGAAAGAUGGCUGAUGCGCCUUCAGUAUCGAGGAACAAAGUUGGCGCGUCCACCACUGACGCCGACAAGGAGUUGAUGGCACAACUGGCUAAGUUACGCUCUUAGUGGCUACAGCACUAAAAUAUAGGUGUUCCAGAAUUUAUUUGUUAUAAUGCACCAUAAGGGUAAAUUCAGACCGAAACGUGACCCGUAGUCCGUAGAUGCAUCUCUUAAUUUGUAUUGAAUUGACAUAAUAUUAUUAUUUGCAUGACGUCUCACGCAAUUGAAGUCUGUCAAAUCUGUACAAGAAAAUAUGCAACUACGCAUCGCGUUGCGGUCUGAAUUGACCCUAAGAUAUGGUCAAGUAAUCUUACGUUUAUAAAAUGCUAUGUUUUGUCUUCUUCUGAUACAUUGGCAAAGGCGGUUGAUUGGACAAACAUCGUAUUACGUAUGUUUUAUGUAACUAUUUUUUAAUCAAGGGGAAUAUUUUUUACUUGUGUUAUGUAGUAUCUAAACAGCAUUCAAUGAACAGACUAAACCAGGGGUCACCAAUUAAUUUCGCUCGGGGUCCGUUUUAAAACAUG